GUUAUUUUAAAAGUAGUACAAUAGUGAACUUAAGUGGUGAUUCCAGUCUGAAAAAGUACCAUAUGUUAAAUUUUGCUAAAACGUCUAAUAAAAUGCUUGUCGGUAGCGCGAAAAGAAAACCUAAUUCAAUUGUUUUCGUAUAAAAAAUAUAAUUUUGUCGCAAAUAUAGCUAAUCGGGAUAAUCCAUUCUUUAACAUUAUUCCACCUGAGACCUAGGAUUAUGAAUUUAUGCGGUCUUAAGUGUGCAUCAAGGAACCACUUAGAAAAUGCUAUAUAUUUGUCAAUACAAGACAUGCGAAAUAUGGGCAAUGGUAUUGGGUCAGAUAAGCAUUAAUCAUUUAAGUGAUCGAUACAACCAAUAAAUACUGAAGAUGGUUAUGCGAGACAGUAUUUCUACAUCUGUCAAAGUGCAACGUGGAUGUGUAUCUACGUGCAAGGUGCUUCAUCUGAAGUCCAGUGCUUUAUUUGGAUACCUAGAUAUGGUGAAUAUUUGUGUCUAAUUAUUGUUGGCUACUUCUGUGCCCGUAUUGCAAAUUGCAUAAUAUGUUUAUACCGUUUUGUUCGUAUGCACAAAUUUUACACAUAAUCUAGCAUGACGCGCUACUACAGCACCACACCGAUCAUGUGUCUGUAACUGCACACUGCUAGAUUGUAGUACGAAGCCCUACAUUCGUUACCACAUGCAUGGGCGGGGCCACGCAUACGAGGAGUCUGCCCAAUCAGCUAGCUUGGCAUCUCUCACUGGUUAUGUCAUCCACCAACCAGAGCGCGAUCUCGCUGGUGUGCAGCCAAUGACUGAGCGAACGCCGUCCGCACACUGUUCUGCACGUGUAGCCUCGCACAUGUUGACGCUUGCAAUAAACUGGAGGAGAAGACAGAAUAAGCCGAAGAGAAAGCGAGGGGAGUCAGGGAGAGGCGAUCGGCCGGUUGGCUACUCGUGUGAAGACAUUUCUAAGCCACUGUAUCGACAUUAUUAUUUACUUUUCCAGAUUUGCAAAUAAAUUGUACUAACGCUGGUCUCUGACUAUUGUGGUUCCGUCAGUUCAUGUGAUGCAGUCCUCGCACGGCUCCUUGUGCUCCAACGACAGCCUCUCAUUCAGCGACGCCGACCACACGGAGGAGGACGCAGACGUGUUCCUCCCUCAGGACGCCGGCGGCGAGCGACAGCCCGGUCACACCCCCCUCCCCCGGCACGAUGCCGGCGUCUCGCACCUGAGUUCAUGGCAGCAUCACCAUGCUUUCGGGAACGGGGACAGGUCCCUCGGUGGGAACGACCCGCACCAUGUUUUCCACUCCAUGCUGGUGACCUCAACUCGCAGAGCAAGCCGGGACAAGGGGAGUCCGAAGCAGACUGAGGGGGGGUCACGCUUCACCCAGAAGUGUGCAGAACUUCAGGUCUUCGUCAGGCCCCUGCUGGACCUUCUGAACGGCCUUAAGAAUGGGAGGUUCGACAGAGGUCUUAACAGUUUCCAGCAGAGCGUUGCUAUGGAUAGAAUACAGAGGAUUGUGGGAGUUUUGCAGAGACCCACCUCUGGAGAGAAGCACCUCCACACCCUCCUCCAGGUGGAAAUGCUGCUAAAGCUGUGGUUCCCGGGUAUCCCCCACCACGCCCCCGCCGGCCCACGGCUGCCAUCAGGCCACAAUCACCCCCCAGUCACCCCGCCCCACAAACACAAAGACCAGCUGCACAUACCUGUCAAGAAGCGCAAGCUGAGCUGGUCAGACACGGACAGCACCAACUCACCGACUCUCAGCUUCCGACAAGUGAAAGUGGAAGAGGAAGGAAGAGACGGCCACAGGGCAACAGCAGUGAUUGGCUCAGAGCAGAGAGGGGGUGCAAUUACCGGGUUAGAAGAUCCAGUGGGAACUGGGAAAGACGAUAAGGUGGAUACUAGGGAAGGACAAUCAUCUGGUUAUAAAGUCACCCACGUGUCUGAGCCAAGUCUUACUUGGGUCCAUGUUGCACCUAUACUUAGCCCCCCGAAAUCUUGCCCCUCCCACAACAGCAGAGAAAGCAAACAUGGAAAUUUUACUGUAGUUGCUGUUACCCCUCCAACCACUAGGGGCAGUCCAGCAACACAGGACAGCUCCAUCUCCUCUACCACCCCAUUUUCAGAUCCAUGCCACCUUUCUUUUCAGCUCUACCAGCCAAUGGAGUUCCAGCGUGAACUUGUUGCGGCAGAAAUUGUGGCGGUGGGGAGUAAGGCCAUGGAGAUAUAUCAGGGGCGGAGUAAGUCUCCUCGUCUUUGUUGAAGCUUUUAAACGCCGCACGUGAAACUGGGAGCUACACGCAGACCUGAAACUUGGCACACAGGUAUCCGGAAUCCAACCUGUGUAUUGGAUUUUUGUCACUGCACUAAUUUCUUUGUUAGGGUGGAAGGAUGUCGAGUUAAGGUGAUUUUGGGGAGUAAUUCUUUUUAUAAUACUUUUUUGUUGUUGUAUCCAUUUCCAAAGUUGUGUAAUUGCUAAUUGGAGGACCAUCAAAGGAGUUCAUAAGAAAAGCAUGUUGAUUUCCAUGACAGAAUCGUACCUUACGCAAGUACUAUUGGUUAAUCCACUCAUCUAUGGCAUGUAAGACAGUACUACCAUAAAAAAGUGGGUAAAUUCCUCCACUGUGAGCUUAUGACUGCUGGUAGUGUAGCAAUAUCAGUCUGACAUUACAAAUCGUGAACUGUGAUGGUACGAAAAUCGUUUACCUCAUGUGGAAGCAGCCACAAGGCGUGAAGUAUCACUGUAGGACAACGUCCAACCUUUCAAAGUGCUACUUGAACCAGGACAUCAGUGUUAUAGAAGGUGGCGGUAACCAUGGUGAUCUUUGUAAGCAACAGUGUUACCAGUAAUGAGGUAGAUGUGGUAGAUCGGACUGAAGCCCCAACAGGGAACCAAUGUCCUAAACUCACAGUCUUUCAGCAUCAAAGGCUACAUUUAUUUAAAGGGCAAGAGUGAAACAGGAACAUGAGUCUGCUUUGCAGAGCAACAGAACCAAAAAGCUUCAUAAUAAAAAUAUAAAAGCUGGGUCAAACUGCCAAAUAAAAUAAUCUCACAGUUGGGCAGUUUUUCUCAAAGAAUGUUCAUAGAACUGCUUUCCAGUCUCAAACAUUAGAUACCUAAAUAAGUUUAGCGGACCGCUGUUGAGGCCGUAGCAGGGCUAAAGUGAGCUUCCUGAGUCAGACCAGACUUCAGUAUUUAUUUAUUCAUCAAUUUUAUUUUUACAUCUAUUUAUUUCUUUAUUUAUAUGGUUAUUUAUAUGGCCUCAGACUGAUACACUAUAACUUAUGUACCUUGAUACUUUUGCGACAAUGGAUUGAGUUGUUUGAAUUGAUUGAAAGUACAUUGUAGAUUGGAUCACUGUGCCUUUUCAAAACUAGACAUUUACAAAAGUGACUUUUAUACUGUUUUUUUUUUUUUGUAAAAAAAUGUGUUGUGCCCAGUGAUCAGACUCCAGUUUGGAUUUUCUCAUAAGGCUGUGUAGUCUUAGGCUGGCUUACAGUGCCAGAACCACGACCCAACGGCACCAUCGCUAUCCCUCCUUCAGUAAUUCAAGGAAACGUCUAGUAACCUAGCUGUGUGUGAAAUCUGCGUUUCGUCCAUACAUAAGGAAUUACAUGUUUGAUGUUGCUGUCCAAUCUGAGAGACUUGAUUAAUGAGGUUAGACCACAGAACACGUGGUA
Molecule: messenger RNA, 3671 nt
Organism: Paramormyrops kingsleyae
Lineage: Eukaryota; Metazoa; Chordata; Actinopteri; Osteoglossiformes; Mormyridae
Gene: ciarta
Product: circadian associated repressor of transcription a
Biological process (GO): negative regulation of DNA-templated transcription; circadian regulation of gene expression
Cellular component (GO): nucleus
Molecular function (GO): RNA polymerase II cis-regulatory region sequence-specific DNA binding
Source: RefSeq, a predicted model, not a curated record